AUGAAUCCGAUUGAAACCCAAGAACAAACUAUGGAUAUUUCCGAAGAUAAUGAACCAAUUUUUGAAGAUUAUGAUGAUGAUACUAUAGAUAUUUUAAAGAUUAAUCCAAUAUUUCAUACAAAUGCCUUUAUUAAACAAAUAGAUGUUAAUUUUCAAGUAUCUGUGUUUCUUAGAAGACUAGCCAUUAAAGGAGAUAUUUUUACCACAUCUAGUUUGUUUGGAAUCUCAGAAGGAACUGUUAUUCUAUAUACAAAUCGUAUAAUAAAGGCUAUUUUAGAGACAAAAAAUAAUUAUGUCAAAUGGCCAGUUGAACAAUAUAGACAUGAGAUAUUAGGUGGGUUUCAACAAAUUGGUGGGUUUCCAAAUGUAAUAGGAGCAAUUGAUGGAACACACAUCAAUUUAACAAAUGCUCCUUCUAAAGACCCAGAAGUUUUUUUUAAUCGUAAAAAAAGAUACUCAAUACAAUGCCAGGCUAUAGUUGACUAUAGAGGAAUAUUCACCAAUUAUUUAAUUGGCUGGCCAGGCAUUUCUCAAACCUCUACACAAAUUCAAUUUAAUCAACUUCACUCUAAACAUAGAAUAGUUGUAGAGCAUGCAUUUGGCAGACUUAAAUCUAGAUUUGUUGCACUAAGAGAAUUAAAUGUUAAAAGUAUCAAAAUGGCUGUUAGAUUGACAGAAUGUGCUAUAAUCUUGCAUAAUUUUUUAGAGUUAAAUGGGGAAAUUUGGGAUGAAGGAGCAGAUGUGAAUGAUUAUAAUGACAAUGAUGCAAACUUGGUCAUGGAAUGUGAAAGUGAAUUGGGGUUGAAAAGAGCAGGAGAAGAAAAAAGAAAUCAAUUAAUUAAUUUUCUAAGAAUUUAA
This is a messenger RNA of Entrophospora sp. SA101, 858 nucleotides long. NCBI's taxonomy places the organism in Eukaryota, Fungi, Glomeromycota, Glomeromycetes, Entrophosporales, Entrophosporaceae. The record is from the annotation of a GenBank genome assembly.